UACAUACUAGAAGAUGACUUAGCCACCAACUGACUUGAUAUUUAUACAAAUUAUUCUUUAUAAUCGAGACUGAUAAACAGAAGAAAACCUCAGAUUCUUCACAUUUUUGCAUACUAAGCCCAAACAUGCACAAAAGAGUGAUUUUUUUUUUUUUUCUUUUUUAAUUGUUGUUCUAAAUCCUGUGUAUCUUUAAAGGAGAAAUACUUUUGCAGACAAAAAAUGUGGCAAAAGGACGUUUUUUUUCUAGUAACAUGGUAUAAAAAGUUACUUGAGAGAGAGAUGUUUCUAAACAAGUACAUUCUUGGGAAAGAACUGGGAGAGAGAAAAAUUCCAUCAGUUUUAUUUAUAUGACAGUUCCCUUGCUGGACGCCCUGCAGUGCUAUAAGCUGUACAGAUCCGGUUAGCAAGAAACAAACCUCCCCAAAUAUUUGCAGCUAAAAAGCUAGGAGAAACUGUUGAAAUUUCCUGAAAUUUUGGGGUUGGAAGGGUUUUCCUUGAAAUCAGGUGAUACCAGUGGAAGUGAAUAAUUCAGUCAAUGUAUGCAAAAAUGUUAUAGCAGUUCUUCAGAAACAGUGCAUAUAAUUUAAAAUCACUUUUUAACUCUAAGGUUUUCUACCUGGCUCAAUGCAGUGGGUAGCAGUAAACAUAUAUAGGAUUAAAAUCUGCUAGAAAGUUUCUAAAACCAGACUAUUAACAGCUAAAGUAAAAGCAAGUAGCUGAAGUAAAUGUGAGAUUGUGUCAGGAAGAAAGGUCUUCUAAGUCCAUUUAAUUGUCAUGCCUUAUUUGCUGAAUCUGCUUAAUGUUUCCAUGUGACUUCCCUGACCACACAUCAUAAAGCUCAGUUAAGCUGCGAAGUCUCUCUUCAGCAAAACCAGUGAAGUAGUUUGUAUCUUUGUCUCCACAGCUUGUAUAGUUUAAAUGCCAUGCAGAAAGCAGUGCACAUAUACAGCUGCUUUUGUUUUUCUGAUUUUAAUUGUUGCAGAUACAUAGAUAAUCUUUAGUAAACGAUAUUAAUAUGUCUGAAUAUUAGAGCCUGAUAAAGAACUGAAGUUUUCUUCUUGUUGCUCCAAUGAUAUCAAAUGAUGGUAUCGUCAGACUCUUGGUAUCCAUUUAAUCUUAUCUGGAAAAGAAUUUUUCAUGUAGCCGCCUCACAAACUAACAUAAGCUUUUCUUAUGCUACAGUUAUUAGUACUAAUAUUGAUAAAUCUCAUGUGCUAAUAUGUUAUUUGCUGUAUACUCUUAAAAUCCUGCUAUCUGGGAGAAUCUCAGUUGCCCCUUGGCUGUUUGCCCUGGAGAACCUAAGUGUUUCACUCGUAAAUGCUUCAGGGAAAUACUCCUCAUCAUCUGCUCCCAGGCUUGCUCUGGUUUGCACAGCAGGUCAAUUUCUGCCAGGCUGGGCAGCAAGAAGGGGGCCUGCAGGAGGUUGGGCUUCAGCUCCUUCUAGCAGAGGCAACACUUAACAAAGUAUACACAUCACUGAUGUCCAUCCUGCGGAGAAAUGAACUGUGAGAAAAUUCAAGCAAACAUGUUCCAACUGUUCAUAGAGAGGAUUGCCUCAACCAAGUGGUUGGUACUAAAAUGAUAUGGGUGGCAGUCAUUGGUGAUUGGUUCAACCUCAUAUUUAAAUGGAUUUUAUUUGGCCAUCGCCCAUACUGGUGGGUGCAAGAAACAAUGAUUUAUCCCAAUCAGUCAAGCCCAUGCCUUGAACAGUUUCCUAUAACAUGUGAAACUGGACCAGGAAGCCCAUCCGGACAUGCCAUGGGAUCUUCUUGUGUCUGGUAUGUAAUGGUCACUGCAGCACUUAGCUACACAGUUAGAUGGAAAGAUAAAUCAGCAGUUAGCCUUCACAGACUGACAUGGUCAUUCCUCUGGAGUAUUUUUUGGAUUAUACAGAUCAGUGUGUGCAUCUCAAGAGUAUUCAUAGCAACGCAUUUCCCUCAUCAAGUUGUUAUUGGAGUAUUUGCUGGCAUUCUGGUGGCAGAAGCAUUUGAGCAUACAUCUGCUAUUCAGACAGCGAGCUUGGGAAUGUACAUCAAGACAAACUUGUUUCUUUUCAUCUUUGCCCUUGGCUUUUAUCUAGUCCUCAAGCUUCUUGAUAUUGACUUGCUAUGGUCUGUUCCAAAGGCCAAGAAGUGGUGUGCCAACCCAGACUGGAUAAACAUUGACACAACUCCAUUUGCUGGACUGGUGAGGAAUUUAGGUGCACUCUUUGGCUUAGGUCUCGGAAUUAAUUCUGAAAUGUUCAUCAUGAGCUGCAGAGGUAAAAAUAGCUGUAAGAUAAGUUUCCGUGUGGUGUGUAUAGCUGCUUCUUUAGCUACACUGCAGCUGUAUAAUUUCGUUAAGAUACCUACUCAUACUGAAUAUUUGUUCUACAUUCUCUCUUUUUGUAAGAGUGCAGCUAUGCCUCUGACUGUAGUUGCAUUGGUUCCAUACUGCGUCCACUCAUUAAUGAGGAAAACUGAAAAGAAACUUAAUUAGAUAGAGUUUCCAGAUGGUUAGCCAUGAGGGGAUGGAUAUGAACUGGUCAAGAACCCUCAACAAAAGGCAGUUUUGCCAAGUCAUUUUAUCCCAAGGGGAUGCCAAUGCAUCUUUGAUGUGCUUCUGGUAAGUAGCUAGUGCAUCCAAGAUCAGUGCAUUCAAGAAUGACCUUGCCAGCUCAGAAAUACUAAUUGCUGUUGUUUUUUUUCCCUAGAAAUAUUGCAACCACACUGCAGUAUGGUUAAAAAUAACCCAAUACUCUGGGUCAUAACAAAGUUUCAAAGUAUAAUCUAUUAGUUUUAUGUAGCUACUUAGUGGUCUUUUAGUUCUGUCCAUCUCCAGCUAGCUGAUGCUUUGAGCCUCAGUUAUACAUAGUGAUACUCAGUAUUUAAUUUUAUGUAUAUACAGAGAGAGAUAAUUGUGUGUUAAAACUGCUAGAGAAGGGUAUGAUAGUGUCACACCCCCUCCAACUCUAUAGCUGUACACUGUGAAAAAGGACAGCAUAGUUAUAAAGAAGACUUCAGAGUUAACUUAUUGAGCUUCCUGAGCAAAACAGCUUCUGAUUAAGCCAGAUGAUGAAAAAUACUGAAUGUUUCUUUUGAUUAGAGUCUGUAGAAUAUAUUUUUGUGUUACUGUGUGUUUUUUGUCAUUUCUACCUUUUGAAAGCAGUCACAUGAAUCAUGGCUGGUACAGAUUACACCUUUAAUGUUGAAAAUGCAUAAAUAUGGUGUAACAAAUCUUUGGAUUCUGUACAUCUGCGCAGAGCAACAAAUGAAGAAUGCUGUCAAUAAUGAAAUCAUCUCAGCAUAGCACCUUGAGAAUGUUGUUCAAGUUCCUGUAUUGCAAAGGUAAAUUAGUCUAGUUCUCUCAGGUCAAGUCAAGUCACACACCUGAGUUGCUGGUAGCAGUUGAGUAAAUCAUGACAAUGCGAUUGCAGACUGUCACUGCAAGUUUAUAUUCUUGUCAGCUUUGUUUACCUAAGUACACAAGUUACUCAUAUGUUAAAUAUGUUUGCUAUAUAAAAUGGAUAUUCUAAAUAAAGGCAGGUAUUUUCUUUUUUUAUUCAUUA
This is a messenger RNA of Pezoporus flaviventris, 3547 nucleotides long. It is a transcript of the gene G6PC2, whose product is annotated as glucose-6-phosphatase catalytic subunit 2. Gene Ontology annotation, molecular function: glucose-6-phosphatase activity. Gene Ontology annotation, biological process: glucose 6-phosphate metabolic process; gluconeogenesis. Lineage: Eukaryota; Metazoa; Chordata; Aves; Psittaciformes; Psittacidae. The coding region runs from base 1579 to 2478 and encodes 299 amino acids. The record is from RefSeq and is a predicted model, not a curated record. Gene Ontology annotation, cellular component: membrane. The transcript has 7 exons.